Molecule: messenger RNA, 337 nt
Organism: Lymnaea stagnalis (great pond snail)
Lineage: Eukaryota; Metazoa; Mollusca; Gastropoda; Lymnaeidae
Source: the annotation of a GenBank genome assembly
AUGUAUGUCAGAAAACGAAAGGGCGAUCAAGUAAGAGAAAUAGCUCUGGGUAAAUCAGUUCAUUAUCAUUCGACACUGAAAAGGCUGAGAGGUGGUGGCGAAACAGUGCUUGGUAACACAAAGGCAGGCGAAAUAAUCACAAACACAUUACAGCAGCUGCGCCAGUCGGCACGAGAAGCUGUGAAAAGUCUCGGGGACUUGUACAAAACACCGGUGGCCCAAAGGGUGGAUCCGGAAGAUGAGCUUCACAGAAAGCAGCCAAGGAUGGAAGUGAAAAUCAAUCAGGCCAAUACCAAUACAAAUACCAAUAUAAAUAUCUCUAGAUAUGAAACAGCCC